This is a messenger RNA of Talpa occidentalis (Iberian mole), 930 nucleotides long. Its product is annotated as olfactory receptor 2T27-like. Gene Ontology annotation, molecular function: G protein-coupled receptor activity; olfactory receptor activity. Bases 1 to 930 code for a protein of 309 amino acids. Gene Ontology annotation, biological process: G protein-coupled receptor signaling pathway. The transcript has a single exon. NCBI's taxonomy places the organism in Eukaryota, Metazoa, Chordata, Mammalia, Eulipotyphla, Talpidae. Gene Ontology annotation, cellular component: membrane. The record is from RefSeq and is a predicted model, not a curated record.
AUGGACCAGAAUAAUGAAACUUCAACUGACUUCAUCCUCCUGGGACUCUUUCCCUGGUUUGGACAUCCUUCCCUGCUCAUUCUCAUCAUCCUUCUCUUUUAUACCAUUGCCUUUGCUGGAAAUUCCAUACUAAUCCUCCUCAUCUGGCUGGAUGCCCGCCUUCACACACCCAUGUACUUCUUGCUCAGUCAGCUCUCACUCAUAGACCUGGCUUACAUCUCCAGCACAGUCCCCAAGACAGUCAUCAACUACUUCACAGGGAAGAAAAACAUUUCUUAUUUUGCCUGUGUCACACAACUCUUUUUCUUUCUUACCCUUAGUCUUGCUGAGUGUAUCCUGUUGACCCUCAUGGCCUAUGACCGCUAUGUGGCUAUUUGCAACCCCCUAAGAUACACAGUCCUUAUGAGCCCUAGGGUCUGUUUGCAGAUGGCAUCUGCAGCCUGGAUUGGGGGAGCUCUUGCAGCCCUUGUCCACACGAUCUACCCUAUGCAUUUCCCUAUCUGUGGUUCCAGAAAGAUAAAUCAUUAUUUUUGUGAGAUGCCUGCCAUCCUGAGAAUGUCUUGUGUGGACAUAUCGACUUAUGAGAUGGUGAAAUUUGUGUCAACUAUUGUGUUUCUCCUGGUCCCAUUUAUUCUGAUUCUGUCCUCCUACACCCUCAUCUUCCUCACUGUCCUCAGGAUGAACUCUCGCAAGGGCAGGAACAAAGCCCUGGCCACCUGCUCCUCCCACCUGACAGUGGUGAGUCUCUAUUUUGGUCAGGCCAUGUUCAUCUACAUGACACCCAAUUCUUCUCUAACACCUGAGAAAGACCAGGUAGGAGCUGUGCUUGGCACCAUAGUGACCCCCAUGCUCAACCCACUCAUCUACAGCCUGAGGAACAAAGAAGUGGUGGGGGCUCUGAGGAAGUGUUUAGGAAGAUGUUGCAAUUGA